UCUCUUCACUCAGACCAAUCUUUUAUCUUUUAUAUUCCUCUCUAUAUAACUAUCGAUAUAAUAACUAAAUCAAUUGCAUUUACCUGAAAGUGAUGACAAAUGCCAAUGCAAAUUUAAAAUCAUGGACACCAGCGGUCUCGGCCAAGCAUCCAGAUAAUAUCGUGUCCUCAGAAUUUACAACAGCCAAAAUAUUCCGGCCAUCUUACGAAAAGGAAGAGCCCUGUAUGGAGCAACUAAUGGCUAAUGAAUAUCAAAGAAUGUGGCUGACGGAAAGAGAUGAAUGGCUGAGCAAAACUAUUCUUUCGAAUGAAGAGAAAAAAAAACGUCGACAGAAAGGUGCUAAUAGCCAUAGGACUUUAAAUACGAACGACAAAUCGAAAAGAACAGUGAUGGUGGAUAGAAUAACAAUGUCCGCCGGCAACGAUUCCCAACCGACUCAUUCAAAACGUGAAGAAAGGCCAUAAAAAAAAUGAUCAUCGAAUCGAUACAAACCUAUAGCGCGGCGGCGGCGGCGGCGGCGGCGGCUGACUAGCCAUUCCAUACAGUAAAAUCCAGCGAUUCAAAGCGAAAUUAAUUCAGCCAUAAUGUACUCAAGAAUGUCCGAAAGCCCGGAAACGGUUUUAUGAGCGAUAAUACUCUGGCUUUUUUUUUCUCUUCUCCUUCAUAAUCAAAUGAUUGGGCUGUUUAAAUUCCAUUAGAAUAGGGGGUAGGGGGAAGAAACACUCACUCUUAAAAAACCGCCGAAUAAAGCAAGUUAUGCUGCAGCUCAUUCAUCCCACUGACUGAGAUAGUUUAUCAUCCGCGUCAUAAAAAUUAUCCACUCUAUUAUUAUCUAAUUGCUUGACCAAAACAGAAAAUCAUGUUCAGCAUUCUAAUGAAAUCUGAUGAAUGAGUCAAAGCGGAGCGGCGGGUUGAAAAAAAAAAGAAAAGUUGAUAAAUAAUGAGAGCCUUUAUUAGAUCAUUUAAGAAAUAUCAUAAAAACCCUCUUACUUAUAGAUUUUAUAGUCAAUAUAAUAUACCGUAAAAACAUUAAAAUGUGAGAAUGUCACCUUAUGGCCGGUAUUCAGUGAUUGUGUAGUCCAUUGCUGGAGGG
Molecule: messenger RNA, 1093 nt
Organism: Diachasma alloeum
Lineage: Eukaryota; Metazoa; Arthropoda; Insecta; Hymenoptera; Braconidae
Exons: 4
Coding region: 93-464 (123 amino acids)
Source: RefSeq, a predicted model, not a curated record